AUGGCGAUGCCACAGCAGCUUGUCAUCUGCGCUCUCAUCAAAGUUCUCAUUGUGUUGCUAACGAUCGCUGUGUUGAUUCUACUUGAUCCAGUCUAUGUCACUGCCUAUAUCAAUCUCAACUAUGAGAUUGUGAUGAUCUACAUUUUCUCGGCGUUGACCCUUCUUUAUUGUGUGGUGUCAGUGAUUCUUUACGUGUUGAUGACGCGUGGGCAAAUCGCUGAAGAUGUUCGCCUAACCAAUGUUGGAAUGGCUGAAUUCAUCUGUGGUACCGCUGGACUUAUUGGAUGGAUUUUGGUGAUCGGAAUCGGCGGAAACAUCUCACAGCGCACGAUCAUCGAGACUGGAGAGCGUUUUGGAUGGAUUGGGGCGAUCGCUGGAAUCAUCACCGCUUGUUUCUUGGGAAUCAUGGCGAUCUUCUUGCUCAAUAUUGUCAAUGAGAAGAUUCUCCAACCCCGACAAGCCAAAUAUCGUCGCCCCAACGAAUAC
This is a messenger RNA of Mesorhabditis belari, 486 nucleotides long. NCBI's taxonomy places the organism in Eukaryota, Metazoa, Nematoda, Chromadorea, Rhabditida, Rhabditidae. The record is from the annotation of a GenBank genome assembly.